GCCACGGGUGAGACUAUAAACCAAAAACCAGUGUCCGGAAACCAGACACUCCUCUCUCUUCUCCACCUUGCUUUAUUUCCAUCUCCCGAGAUCAAUCAUACACACACUGCGCUCACCGUCCAUGGACGAAAGCCCCCACCGCCGCACCGGCGUUGGCACCGGAGUCCGGCUGAAGCAGAAACUCGCACAGCUCCUUGUGCGUUCUUCUUGCAUCAGCAACGCCACCAAGACCACAACCACCCCGGCCACUGCCUUCGUUAGCCUCGAUAAGGCCAACACCAACCCCCACCAAGAGCCACUACAUUCCCCUGACUUAUGCACCCACUGCACCUAUCAGAGGCCCAACCUUGUGGAAGGCAGCCGCUCAAGCCGCCACCGUCACCGCAGCGCGUCGGUCGUCCACGCCUCCGUCGACUACCCAGGUGGGGUCUCCGGUCGCCGUCCUGUUCACUCCAUUGUUCCUCUCCUGCCGCCAUCGGUGCAGACAAACGAUGCAAAGAAGAGCAGGGGUGCACGCUCUAGGUCGGUGUCAAGGCGGCAUCGCUCAUACUCCUCUUGUCGGCGUCUGCGGCGGCCGCGGAUGAACUCCGUGCCGUACAGCUGCUCUCCGUCCACGGCGACCGACGACGAAAGCGGCGAGGAUGCUGAGACGACGACGCUCUUCUCGUCCCUCAGCUUCUCCUCCGACUCGACCUGCGAGUUUUACCACACCAACAGUAGCAAUGCCUCCAGGAAGAGCCACAGGAACGGGCUUCGCAGAGCGCCCCGGCGCGCGUUGCCAAGUGCCAGGGACCCACCCGAUGCCUUCCAGCCGCGGGUUAACUUGGCGACGAAGCACAACUACUGCAAGAACAGCAAAAGGGAGGAGGAUGCGAAUGCGAUCAAGAAGAUGGUCGUGGAAGAAAUCGGAGCCAUUGGCGUGGGCAUGGCGGUGGUGAAGCGAUCGAGCAACCCAUACGCAGACUUCCGGAGCUCGAUGGUGGAGAUGGUCGUGGAGCGCCGUAUCGCCAACGUGGGGAAGAUGGAGGAGCUCCUGGAGUCGUACCUCUCGCUCAACUCGCCCGAGCACCACCAGGCAAUCAUCGCCGCCUUCGAGGACGUCUGGGAGGCCUUCUUCGGCGAGGCGUGAGAGAGAGAACCAAGCUAAAGGUGUUCGUUGUAGUAGCUUGCUAGUUCAGGUCUUCAGGAUCGAUCGUAGGCGCGGUGUUGUUUGUGGUUUUCAGUUCGUCUUAGCUAUACUUUGCAGAUGUAUGUACAUGCCCAUUGCAGAAUUCUCAUGCAGAAUUGGUGUCAUCGCUCGUGCCAUCGAAAUGUUGCGUGCUCAUAUUAAUUACUAGCUUGUCUCUAGUUGAG
Messenger RNA from Triticum dicoccoides, 1353 nucleotides. RefSeq names its product transcription repressor OFP3-like. Gene Ontology annotation, biological process: negative regulation of DNA-templated transcription. The coding region runs from base 122 to 1129 and encodes 335 amino acids. The transcript has a single exon. Lineage: Eukaryota; Viridiplantae; Streptophyta; Magnoliopsida; Poales; Poaceae. The record is from RefSeq and is a predicted model, not a curated record.